AUGUAUGACAAAACCACUUUCCUGAACAACCCCGAUUCUUCCAAUGAAGAAGCCAAGAGAUUCACGUUUGAUUACAGCUAUUGGUCACAUGAUGGAUACACAGAAGCAGAGUCGGGAUUGAUUGUUCAAGAUUUAAGUCAUCCAAAUGGACACAAAUACUGUGAUCAGAUGACGGUGUACAAUGACCUAGGACGAGGAGUACUCAACAAUGCGUGGGAAGGUUACAACUCAACACUAUUCGCAUACGGCCAAACGAGUUCGGGAAAGUCCUGGUCCAUAGUGGGCUAUGGUGUAAAUAAAGGAAUUGUGCCAAUGUUUUGUGAGGAUUUAUUUAAAAAUAUUGCAGAUAGCAAGGCCAGUGGGGAUAAAAUAGAAUUUGAAGUAAGAUUCAGUAUGUUAGAAAUUUACAAUGAAAUUGUAAGAGAUUUACUCAAUUUAACCAGCACGAAGAAAAGAGGGCUCAAAGUCCGAGAACAUCCAACUAAAGGCUUUUUUGCUGAGGGCUUAAGUUCGACAUUAGUAACAACAUAUAAAGAUAUCGAAGCUCAGCUAGACCUUGGAACCACAAACCGCAGCAUUGCCUCAACGAACAUGAAUGCCACAAGUAGCCGAGCGCACACUAUUGUUGGAAUAACGCUGGUACAAAAAUCAAGGAAUGUGAAAGGUCAAGAAACUGCCAAGACUUCUGUUGUGAAUCUUGUAGAUUUAGCAGGAAGUGAACGUGCUUCGGCAACAGGUGCUACGGGAGAUCGCUUAAAAGAAAGCGCGGCAAUUAAUCAAUCUUUAUCUUGUUUGGGAAACUGCAUUCAUUCUUUGGCCGAGAGAGCAACAGGCCGAAAUAUAAGAGUUCCUUAUCGGGAUUCGGUUCUUACCCGCUUAUUGAUGAACGCUUUAGGAGGAAAUAGUAAAACUGUAAUGGUUGCUUGCAUUAGUCCUGCAGAUAUAAACUAUGAAGAAACUCUUUCGACAUUGCGAUAUGCUGAUCGAGCCAAACAAAUUAAGACCGUUGCCACCAUCAAUGAAGAUCCAACAGAAAUCUUGAUCCGAGAGCUUAGGGCAGAAAACGAGAAGUUGAAGAAAAUGCUCGAACGGGGUGUCCUGAAUGUGCCAAUCAAACCUGGGAUGACGGAUGAUGAGGUAGUUAGGAGACGGAGCAGAUGGGAAGAGGAAAUGAAAGCAGCUAUGGCAGAAAACGAAAGAGAAAUGCAACAAAUUAAGCAGAGUUACGAAGAAAAAUUAAAACUUGCACGUCAAGCUCAAAAAGCAGAUGCAACCAGAGCGAAACACGAAGAAUUGAAAAAACAGCAUCCUCAUUUAUCAAAUUUAAACUUCGAUCCCCAACUGUCUGGCAAAAUACUUCACAUAUUAAAAAAUGGAGCUAAUAUCAUUGGGAAAGAAGAUAACGCUGAUAUCAUGCUUCUGGGACCAAGCAUACAGGAGAAUCAUGCGGUGGUUCACGUUCAAGACGAGGGUCAAAUCAUCAUCGAAAAGGGAUGUCCAGAAGCUAGGAUACUUUUAAACGGUGAAGCUGUUGUCAGUCAGUCCGUGUUGAACCACAAUGACAGGAUAAUGUUUGGAACGACCCAGCUUUACAUUUUUCAAGAUAGUGAGAACGCUACUCGUGGUAAGAAGUAUCCGGAAAUUACUUACGAAAUGGCGCAGGAAGAAAUUGCAGCAAAAGCGGGCAUUAAUCUUACAGGAGAUAAUUCAAGAGAAAGUGCUCUUUUAAACAAAGAUCUUUUAGAGGUAUUGCCAGGAGUGGAGGUUGCAAAUUCUAUUAGUGAAGAACUUGACAAAAGGGUAAAAUUUGAAAUAAUGCUCGUUUCUCCACAGAUGAUUGGCAGAGUUUCAGGAUUUACUGAGGUGUAUGUAAAAAUGAAAAAUUUGGACACGCGGCAGGAAUAUGAAUGGCCGAAGCAGAAAUUCCUCAACAGGUUAUACGUAAUGAAAGAAAUGUAUCAAAAUUACGAAGCAAAUGAAGAUUGGGAUUUACCUCCAGAAAGAGACCCAUUUUUAGAAGAUCCUGACACUGAAGUUCGAAUAGGUACAGUUCAGGUGUAUCUCCAGCCUUUGUCGUUUAUGGUUGAACUGAAGGAACAACUUGAAAUAAUAAAUUACAAAGGAAGUGAAGUAGGAAUCAUCAACGUUGAAGUAGUUCCUUGUUCCGAUGAUGGUCGAGAAUAUACUGAACAAGAUGACCAGUUUGUGGAGACUCCUGAUGAACUUCUGGGGAAAAAUAUCUACUUUAUUGUAAAAAUUAAUGGUUGCCGUGGUAUUCCUAGCAGAUUUACGGAUGUAAACUGUAAGUACAAGGUAUAUCUUGACGAAGCUGAAACUGUCACAGAAACGGUUUCAGACACUUCAAAUCCUGAUUUUUAUCACAAAAAAAUGUUUUCGUUUACUCCUGUCACACGCCAGCUUUUGGAGUACUUAAAAGAUGGCUACAUCGUAAUCCAGGUGUGGGGGAAGCAAAAGCCUCGAAAAUCUGCCAUUGCCAAAUCUCUAGGAAGAAGCACCAAGCAGAUGAUUCAAGAUGAUCUUUUAAAUCAGACGUCUAAACUAAUGAACGGAUUUAGAAUUAACGGAAGGAAUGUUGACCCUAAUAAGCAAAGCAUGAUCGUAGAGUUACUACUAAUGAAGAAACAACAACAGAGACAGCAACAAAGACUGGAAAAUAUUGGACAUUUAGUCGAUAUUGCAGAGAGGCAAAAAAUGAGAGAAAUUCCUCUUCCAAUAGUAAAACAGCUACUUCUAGCAAAUUCGAAUGAAGCUUCUGCAAAAAUUUUCAACAGUAUUAUGCCGAAAGGAAGUCGCCUUCCUCGAACACCUCAGAGUUUGUCAAAGAACACCGCGGAAAAUAAUAUUGAGGAAGAAGAUGAAGAGGAGGAGGAUGAGGAGGAGGAGGAAGACGAAGACGAGGAAGAAGAUGAAGAGGAAGAUGAAGGUAACGAAGCUGAAAACAGAAGAAGGCGGAGAGAACGUCGGCGAAGGCGAAGUGAUGAAUCGUACGAUGAUGAUGACAAUUCAUACAAAGGAUCCUCAACGUGCACCGUUUUGUAAAUGUAUCUUCUCAGAUAUCAGUAACGUGUCGAAUACGUGAAGGCUCUGAAAGCAGAGUGGAAAGUUUUCCAAAAACGCACAAGAACCAUCAGGACUGUGGUCCAAACUUAAUGCCUUCCUAAAGGACUUAUGCAGAAGAAGGAUAAGAUUUGGUGAAACAGGGAAAGCUACUCCGUUAAAUCAAAGGGCCGAUUCUAUAUUAAUAAUUGCAUC
Uloborus diversus is the source of this 3273-nucleotide messenger RNA. RefSeq names its product kinesin-like protein KIF13B. NCBI's taxonomy places the organism in Eukaryota, Metazoa, Arthropoda, Arachnida, Araneae, Uloboridae. Gene Ontology annotation, molecular function: ATP binding; microtubule binding; microtubule motor activity. The coding region runs from base 1 to 3060 and encodes 1019 amino acids. Gene Ontology annotation, biological process: cytoskeleton-dependent intracellular transport; microtubule-based movement. Gene Ontology annotation, cellular component: kinesin complex; microtubule. The record is from RefSeq and is a predicted model, not a curated record. The transcript has 24 exons.